This is a messenger RNA of Acanthopagrus latus (yellowfin seabream), 2684 nucleotides long. RefSeq names its product B-cell receptor CD22-like. Lineage: Eukaryota; Metazoa; Chordata; Actinopteri; Spariformes; Sparidae. The transcript is spliced from 11 exons. The record is from RefSeq and is a predicted model, not a curated record. Bases 771 to 2054 code for a protein of 427 amino acids.
AUCAUUUCAGUUUGAGUUUGUUCCUUUAUUUAACACUCACACACACAUCUGCGCUACACCACUGAUAACUUAUAUUUACACAGUUUAGGUUGUGUUAUGUUUAGUUAAAUAAAUGUUUCGAGAUAGGUUCGUAACUGUAUAUACAUACAGGAAUGUACACCUGAUAGAGUCAGAUGUGGAAAUCUUCACAGCAAAAGUCAAUACAACAUAGUAGAACAUAAACAGGAUUAAUAAUGCUCAACAACUGAGUACAGUCAUUACUCCACACUGUGCACUAACAUUUGGUCGCUAUUGUCCAAUUAAACAAACAGCACAGGAAGCUUUGCUGAGUGGAGGAAGCAGUGAGAAGACACACAGUCACUCUUCUUCUCCCAAACCUAACCAAGUCAUUUUUAAAAAUGAAGAUAAAAAAAAUCAUUUUAUAAAUGAUGCAACAAUGUAGUAAUGCAAAUUUCAACUCCAAACUUUUUUAUACUUUGAUCUCGUGCCUCUCAAACACAGAGGAGUAACCAUAGUGACAGUCCUACUAACUGCUCUGUUCUUUGACCACAAGUAAAACAUCAUCACAAUCUGUGACCUCUCUUCUGAAAAGGGUGUGGUGUCGUGUCAAUCACACCCACAGUCAAAUAUAAACUGUGCAUUGAGUCUGUGGUGGACAGUAAGCUUUGCUGAAUAGAGGAAGGUGAGAGAAGAUUAUUCUGAGUUGAAAACAAUUAAAGAAGCUUCAAGAUCCAACAGGAGCUUUGUGAUUGCUUGGAAAGAGUUUCAACAUGUGUGUAAACCUGUCGCUGACGCUGAUGCUGCUGUUUCUGUCUGGUGCUGUUUGCAGUGAAUGGAAUGUGGAAUAUCAUCAGCAGCACAUCUGUGCAGUGAAAGGCUCGUCUGUUGUCAUUCCAUGUUCAUUUUACUAUCCUGAGAACCUGCAAGUGAAGAAAGUCAUGUGGGGUGAUAAGAGGGCUCACAUUUCUGACGGACCUUUCAUAUUUGAGAGUGAGAUGAAUGAAACUGACACAAGAUUUCAGUAUAUUGGCGACAAAAAACACAAUUGUUCUUUCGAAAUACACAACGUAGAGCAUAAUGAUGCAGGAAAAUAUAUCUUCAGAUUUAUAACUGACACUGAAAAGGGCAAAUGGACUGGUCCAGCUGGCUCGACAUUAAAGGUCGUUGAUUUGAAUGAUUUGAUGACGAGACCUCAUGAGAACAGAGCGACAAAGGAAGGCGACUCUGUGAAUCUGACCUGCAUAAACGGCUGUGACAGCGAUCACCUUUCAUCUGCUUUCACCUGGUUUAAGAACGGAGAACCCAAAAACGAAGGACCUGUUCUUUAUUUAAGCAACAUGAACCCCACUGACUCUGGAAACUACUCCUGCUCUCUAAAGACUCACACAGGAACAGCUUCACGAGUCAUAAACAUCAACGUUGAAUAUGCCCCGAAGAACACGUCAGUGUCCGGCAGGCCGUUGAUGGAGGUGGAGGCCGGCACCAACAUCACCCUGAUCUGCAGCAGCCACGCAAACCCUCCAGUGGAUUAUACCUGGUUAAGAUUAAAUGAAAGUCAUGUUCUGGAUGUUGGACACCAGCCUGAGCUGUUCACUGCUGAUGGAGGCCAGUAUUUCUGCAGCGCCGCCAACAAACAUGGAAGUCAAUACUCCUCUGUUGUGACUGUAAAGAUUAAAGAGAGGUGGCCGUCAUUCAACAGAGAUGUACUCAUUAUCACACUGUCUGUGGCUGUCCUUCUGAUUGUGAUCGCUGCUGUCGCUGUCAUGAAACUCAAAACAAGACCAAGAGCAGAAGAGACCAACUGUGAGGAGGACAGUGAGGAUGCAGACUAUGUCAACAUGCCUGAUUUUUGCACUAAACAGUCCCAACAGAGAAGCCAGGGAAGGAGCAAGAAAAAAAGGACAAGAGCAGAAGAGACCAACUGUGAGGAGGACAGAGAGGAUGCAGUCUAUGCUAACAUGACUGUGAUGAAAAAACAAUCAAAAGGGAGACGCCAGGGUGAGGGAGCCACAGGAAGCAGCAGACAGACUCCCACCAUGAUGAGGAAAGUGUAGCUUACAGGACAAUGUGCAGGAACUGACUGUUGGAGCCUUCCGUUAUGAUGACUGUGGUGUUCAGAAGUGUUAAUGUGUCAGGACAAGGAGGAGACUGGUUUACCAACUACUGACUCCUACAAGUGAUAGUUAUUGUUUCCCCCCCAGAUGAAGACCCGCUGUAUGAGGAGCCAAGACGGCUCAUGUUUCCAUGUUACGCUGGUUUCUUGGUUGACUUGAUUUUAUUACAGCUGUUCUACACCAUCGUCAGCUCCAGCCAUGUGAAAACUCAAUGUAAAUAAAUCAAUACUUCAUUCUCAACAGUCUGUGGCUGUUCGGGACUCGGAAAAUAUGAGCUGUAUUCAUGUUGUGCCUCAGUGAACCCUGGUCAGGUGUGAUCCUUCAUAUGUGUGCCUCGCUGAUGUGAAAACUAUCACAUGCCAUUUUGCAGUAAUGUUCAGAAUGUCUCACAGGUAUAGAGAUAUGAUGUUUUGUUGAAUGAAGUUUUUAUUUCCUUACAUUUGACAAAUCUCUGAGAUAAACAUGUCUCAAGGUUUCAUAAAGAGAAAAAGGUUAAGGUUUUGUAUUUUGAACAUAUGUUUUUCUUUUUAUUUCUCUUAUGAUGAAGCAGAACUCAUGGUCAAUAAAACU